AUGGUACCACUUUCGGCUCAAAUUCCACCGCAACCAACUGCGACAACCGCAAACACAUGUCUCAAUGACUGUUUGAAACAAGGAUCGCUUAUUUUUGCUGCUUCUGAUCUUCGUAAUUUUCAAAAGAUUAUCCUACAUAUUGAAGAAUUUUGCAAUACUCACAAGAAAUUAUUGAAAUGUGCUCAAUCAUGUACCGGUGAAGAUCGAGAAGAGUUGGCUAAGACGACAUCACUUAGUGCAUUUAUUUGCAAGGAUAAAAUAGAAGAAUUUCGAUUGGUCAAAGAAUGCAUGGGAAGUAAAGAGGAUAUCGAUAGUGUUAAUAAAUGUUCCACUGAAUGUGGACAUCCUUCUAAUGCUACCAUUCAACUUGAUUCAUCACCUAUCGCACCUGUUAAUCCAUUUACACCCAUCGAUAGUGUUACGCAAGUUUGCAGUACAAUUGAAUGUGUCAUGAAGUGCUCUAUAGUGGAAUCUAAUAAAAUAUGUGCUGGAAGCGGUUAUUUGUUUAGGGAUAUUGGUUUCAAACAAGUGCUAGAAGCAAAUGAUCAAUUGCAAAAUGAUGCAUUUAAUUCAUCAUCGGCUACACAACAAUUAACUAAGACAUAUUUGGAAUCACUUCCUCAACAAUGUACUUAUAUUAUCAAUCCUAUCAAUUACAACACGACGUUCGUACAGGAUGAAGUAAACGAUGAGACGAAGACAAUGAUGUCAGAAGAAGGAAAUAAGGAUAAAGAAGGAAUGGAACAAAUGACAUCAGAAAUGUUUAAUACAAAUAAGGAUGGUGUUAAUGUACGGAUAUUCGGUGCAGAAUUUACGACCCAAUCUACUGGAGCACCGGAAGAUGAUGAUCUAAUGACGAAGAACAUGGGAAAAGAAGGAACAAUGAUGACUGUAAUGCCGCAAAUUGCAAAAGUAAAAAGCUAUCAUAAUACAUCGAUGAAGUCUAAAGCAUCGGUGCAAAUUCAUAUACAGCCAAUACCAUCGCAUGAACCAAAGAGACAAGAAGAGGAAGCGGAAGCGGAAGAAGAAGAAGCAUCGAUCAUGUCAACAUCAGUACCAUCCACUUCAACGGAUGAUCGGUCGAUGAAUAUGGAAGAGGAUGAGGAGGAAGGAGCAACUACUGCAGUAAAGGAGGAAAAGCAUAAGCCGGAACGAAAGGAGGAAGAAGAGGAGGAUGAAUGGAGAAAAGAUGGAAGUACAACAACUGCUACCCAAGAAUUGAAUGAAAAUGAUGAAGAAGGAGAAAAUAACGAUGAGAUGGUGCAUAAUACAAUGCAAGAAAUGACAGAACGUACAAUAGUAGUUGUGAACGAUGAUAAGGAUGAUGAAAUUGAUAGCAAUACCGUUAGAGAAGAUAAUGCGAUUAAACAGCAACAACAAGAAAAGGAUGCAACAAAACAAGGCAUACGUGAAAGGAUCACUCUAUCAUUAAUAUUAAUCCUUCCUUUGACUUCAUUAUAUUUUUCCUAUUAA
Acanthocheilonema viteae is the source of this 1473-nucleotide messenger RNA. Lineage: Eukaryota; Metazoa; Nematoda; Chromadorea; Rhabditida; Onchocercidae. The record is from the annotation of a GenBank genome assembly.